AUGCAAAAGUUGACUGUGAAAUCACUAACAGUAAAAGAAUGUCAAGACAGCGAACUUAAAAAGGAGGAAACAUGGACCCCAAUCACUGAUAAACUUCUCUGCACAUACAAAGAUGUUCGCCAAGGCAUCUGUCAUGAUGAUUCUGGAGGCGCUCUUGUCCAUAAUGGUACUGUAACAUCCUGGAACAUUCCAUGUGGUAAAGGGGUGCCAGAUGUAUUCACCAGGGUUUAUAAGUACCUGGAUUGGAUUUCUACGACUAUUGGAAAACUUCCAAUACCUACUUAA
Messenger RNA from Pieris macdunnoughi, 285 nucleotides. NCBI's taxonomy places the organism in Eukaryota, Metazoa, Arthropoda, Insecta, Lepidoptera, Pieridae. The record is from the annotation of a GenBank genome assembly.